AUGCAAAAAAGAAUGUAUUAGGCUUAGAAUAGUCGAAGGAGAGAAAGAGAAAGAUGAUGACUCAUUAGAGACCAUUCACCAGCUUAUAAGUAGUAAAUCUAGCAACAGGAAAAGUUAUCAACAGAGAAAAUCCGAUCGAGAAUCCUCAUCGGAGAGAGGUUAUUGUAGGAUCGUAAGAGCACUAGAGAAUGGUGCUUCUGCCUGCUUUCUUGGAUGGGUUGGCGAGAAGUGUAUCAAUGAAGAAAGGAAAAUAUAUAUCAGAGGAUGAAGAUGGAGGGAGAGAGAUCGCAAAAUCGUUGAUGAAAGAUGCCAAGAAGAACUCGACUUUGCUUGGUUCAUCAGGCUUUGUUAACUCAGAAAAUUCUAAGAGAUUCACCUCUAUUUGUUCUAAUAGAGGUGAGAAAGGAAUUAACCAAGACCGUGCCAUCGUUUGGGAGGGGUUUGGGUGCCAAGAAGACAUAACAUUUUGUGGGAUGUUCGAUGGACAUGGACCAUGGGGACAUGUGAUAACCAAAAGAGUAAAAAAGCUAUUUCCAUCUUCAUUGCUUUGCCAAUGGCAACAAACUCUUGCAACCUUAUCAUCAUCACCGGAAUGUUUCUCUCCAUUUGAUAUCUGGAAGCAAUCUUGCUUGAAAACAUUCUCCCUCAUCGAUCUUGAUCUCAAGAUCCAUCCUUCCAUUGAUUCUUACUGCAGUGGCUGCACCGCUCUAACUGCCGUCUUGCAGGGUGAUCAUCUUGUUGUAGCAAAUGCCGGUGACUCACGAGCAGUAAUAGCAACAACUUCUGACGACGGAAGCGGUUUAGUUCCGGUUCAGCUAUCAGUAGACUUUAAACCGAACAUUCCAGAGGAAGCAGAACGAAUAAAACAAUCAGAUGGACGAUUGUUUUGCCUAGAUGAUGAACCGGGAGUGUACCGGGUGGGCAUGCCAAAUGGCAGAUCGCUCGGUUUAGCUGUCUCAAGAGCGUUUGGAGACUACUGUCUUAAAGAAUUUGGUUUAGUCUCUAUACCGGAAGUGACAUACAGAAAGAUAACCGACAAGGACCAAUUCCUCAUCUUGGCCACAGAUGGGAUGUGGGAUGUGAUGACAAACGAUGAGGCAGUGGAGAUAGUAAGAGGAGUAAAAGAGAGAAGAAAGAGUGCAAAGAGAUUGGUAGAGAGAGCUAUGAUACUUUGGCGUAGGAAGAGAAGAAGCAUCGCCAUGGAUGAUAUCUCUGCUCUUUGUCUCUUCUUUCACCCUUCUUAGUUUCAAUCUUCUUUAACCUCUAAUACAUAUAUCCAUGUAUUUUGAGCUUCAUCAACAAAAAUGUCAUAUAUAUAUAAACACAUUUACAUAGAAUAAUAGAUGUUGUGAAGACAGUUGUUAAUAUUAGAAACGAGUGAUUAAGAGUUCCAUCAUAUUUUCGUAAAAUGGCGUGUAAUGGACAUUGUUCUUCUUGUGUAACGUUGAAAU
Molecule: messenger RNA, 1451 nt
Organism: Raphanus sativus (radish)
Lineage: Eukaryota; Viridiplantae; Streptophyta; Magnoliopsida; Brassicales; Brassicaceae
Product: probable protein phosphatase 2C 41
Exons: 6
Coding region: 189-1244 (351 amino acids)
Biological process (GO): protein dephosphorylation
Molecular function (GO): protein serine/threonine phosphatase activity
Source: RefSeq, a predicted model, not a curated record